This is a messenger RNA of Tinamus guttatus (white-throated tinamou), 539 nucleotides long. The record is from RefSeq and is a predicted model, not a curated record. NCBI's taxonomy places the organism in Eukaryota, Metazoa, Chordata, Aves, Tinamiformes, Tinamidae.
UAACAGCUUGACACUUUGAAAUGGAGAAGAAACAAGUUUUAAAACGUUUGUAUGUUGGAGGACUUGGCCAUACGAUUUCUAAGGCUGAACUGCAAGAGAGAUUUGGCAUAUUUGGACAUGUUUUAGAUACAGAAAUUAUUACUAGGAGAGAUGAACAGGGGAAUCCUACAAAAACUUUUGCUUAUAUCACUGUCAGCAUUUCUGAAACAGAUUUUAGAAAAUGCGUGUCAACUUUAAAUAAAACAAAAUGGAAGGGGGGGACGCUGCAGAUCGAGUUGGCCAAAGAAAGUUUUUUACACAGACUUGCCGUGGAGAGAGAGGAAGCAAAGAUGCAGAAGGAAAAACUGCAAAGAGAUGACAAAAGAAACCUAGUAGAAUCGCUGAAAGAGGCUGGAAUUGUAGAUUUUCACAUGAAAGCAGUACCAGGUACAGAGGUGCCGGGUCAUAAGAAUUGGGUUGUUGGUAAAUUUGGCAGAGUCUUACCUGUUCUUCGUCUUAAGAGUCAACAAAAAAAUAAAAUAUCCUUUUCUUAUUCCUAG